Molecule: messenger RNA, 552 nt
Organism: Prunus armeniaca (apricot)
Lineage: Eukaryota; Viridiplantae; Streptophyta; Magnoliopsida; Rosales; Rosaceae
Source: the annotation of a GenBank genome assembly
AUGUUGAACACUGGCAACCCUGAGCUUCCUCAAAAAUCCCAAGAUGAAAACAAGUUCUUCUCUAGGCUUCUGUCCAAGGAAAGCUCCAUAGCCAAUCCAUCUUUCAAGGUCUACUAUGGAGGCCUGGCUGGUAGUGUUCCAUUCAUCUGGGAAUCUCAGCCUGGCACCCCAAAACACACAUUUAGUGAUGACCCAAUUCCUCCUCUCACUCCUCCUCCUUCGUACUAUUCAAAUUCCUUCCAAAAACCAACCAAAAAGCACUCAAGAUCCAAUCUUUUACACACCCUUUUCCCAAAAAUAAGCCUCAAGAAAAACCAUGUACCAUCUUCUCCUUCUUCAUCGUUGUUUUCGUCAUCAGAUUCAUCUAUGCAUGUGCCAGUGAGCACAAGGAAGUUCCAUGGAAGGAGGAGCCGGUUUUCGAGCAGAAGCUCAUCUUUUGACUCCAUGGGAGACUUUGAGGAGGAGGAGGACGCUGGCUCGCCUACUUCAACAUUGUGCUUUCGAUUCAGCAGAGUGACCAGUGGAGGCAACAGAGGCUGCCAUCAAUUUUAA